Messenger RNA from Anneissia japonica, 468 nucleotides. RefSeq lists its product as uncharacterized. Gene Ontology annotation, molecular function: nucleic acid binding. The record is from RefSeq and is a predicted model, not a curated record. Lineage: Eukaryota; Metazoa; Echinodermata; Crinoidea; Comatulida; Comatulidae. The transcript has a single exon. Gene Ontology annotation, biological process: DNA integration. The coding region runs from base 1 to 468 and encodes 155 amino acids.
AUGAAAGCCAUAGCAAGAUUCUAUGUGUGGUGGCCCAAACUUGAUGUCGAUAUUGAAAUGAUUGUUAAAAAUUGUCAAACAUGUCAAAGUGUAAGAAGCACUCCUCCCACAACACCCUUAAUUCCGUGGAAAUGGCCAGCAAGACCAUUUCAAAGAGUGCAUGUCGACUAUUGUGAAAAGGAUGGUAAUAAUUUUCUUGUCUUAAUAGAUAGUCAUAGUAAGUGGUUAGAAGUGGUGCAUAUGAAAAGUACCACAAGUAGUAGAACAAUCGAGGAAUUGAAACUUAUAUAUUCACGAUAUGGUUUGCCUGAAGAAGUGGUAUCUGACAACGGCCCACAAUUUGUUAGUGCAGAAUUUAAAUCCUUUUGUGAUAAAAAUAAGAUAAAACAUACAUGUAGCCCAGUAUACCAUGCUGCCACUAAUGGAGCUGCUAAACGAGCUGUAAGUAGUAAAAGAGGCUUUGACUAA